UGAAUAUUGUCCACCAUGGGGAAACCAUACCCCCCUACCCAAUAUCCAGACCUGCGCCAUGUCUUGGAAACCGUUGAACAAACUUUUUGCGAGUCCAAGAUAAUCGUAAUCGUCUGUCUCACCGCAUGGGCUAUUCGUCGAUUGAACCUCGGAUUUGUCUGGAUCAUCGUCCUCCUAGCCUUCUGCCGCACGCAACAAAGAGUUACCCUCCGGAGAAUACAGCAUGCGAUCCACGACGAGCUGAGACGGCAUCAUGCACAGAAAAACGCACGCGAACGCGGCGAGUCUGUCCUCUGGCUGAAUGUCCUCCUCGGUCGAGUAUGGCAUCAAUACGAACGCCCCAUUUGCCAGCGUAUCCUUCGCUAUAUAAACAGCAAUCUCGCCCGCCAAGGGAAUGACUCUCCCGCGGAGGCCGUGAUCCUGGAGUCAUGGCGGUCCAUCGCCCAGCCCCUCCGCCUCACAAAAGUCAUCACGAAGUCCAAACCAGGCUCACCCAACAUCAUCCUCGAAGGGGACUUCGUCGUGUCUCUCCUCCCCCCUGAGCACAGCUUCCUCUACAACCACUACCUCACUCUCCUCGAGCUCACAGCCCCCGACAACACCACCACCGCAGACGACGAACCCCUCCUCGACCUAACAAUAACCCACAAGCGAGACCCUUCCACAAAAAAGAAGAAAGAACACGACCUCUCCGUCAAGGUUCGCACCUUCACCACGACCGGCGUCCUCCGCCUCGAAGUCGACUUCUCGGGCCCCGAGCCCGCCCUGCAUCCUCCGCAGGUCGACUUGCACGAACAGCCCCGAAUGGAUUGCACCAUCCGCACCGUCAGCCAGCACCACUUCCCCUUUCACUUCGCCCACGCAGUCGACUGGCGCCGUCUCGUAGAGAUGCAGAUCCGGGAGGGGCUGGGAUGGACAGGGUUCCAAAGGGUGUUGCCCAUGCCGUUCCGGCUGUGGGGAGAGCGGUUCCUGGUUGGAGUCAUUCAGUGGUGGGUGGGGGUACAAAAGGCGUUGUAGACUAGGCCUACGUCAGAUUUCAAAUUUGUCCGCACCGAUCCGGGGCGCUGUCCUGGGACGUGUGUAUAUGAUGUGUUGUAUGGGUGUCUGGUUCGUUGCAUUACUACUAGUGUUGACUUGGCGAGUGGGCCCC
This is a messenger RNA of Aspergillus campestris IBT 28561, 1150 nucleotides long. RefSeq lists its product as uncharacterized. Bases 16 to 1017 code for a protein of 333 amino acids. The record is from RefSeq and is a predicted model, not a curated record. Lineage: Eukaryota; Fungi; Ascomycota; Eurotiomycetes; Eurotiales; Aspergillaceae. The transcript has a single exon.